Sporothrix schenckii 1099-18 is the source of this 1293-nucleotide messenger RNA. Its product is annotated as solute carrier family 35 (UDP-sugar transporter), member A1/2/3. Gene Ontology annotation, molecular function: UDP-galactose transmembrane transporter activity. Lineage: Eukaryota; Fungi; Ascomycota; Sordariomycetes; Ophiostomatales; Ophiostomataceae. The coding region runs from base 1 to 1293 and encodes 430 amino acids. The record is from RefSeq and is a predicted model, not a curated record. Gene Ontology annotation, biological process: pyrimidine nucleotide-sugar transmembrane transport. Gene Ontology annotation, cellular component: Golgi membrane. The transcript is spliced from 3 exons.
AUGGCCACGGGCGGCAUCGCCUGGUUACCGGCCAGCACGAUUCUUGCGCGGCGCCACGUCGAUACAGACGAUGUCGCAGAUCUUCCUCUGAUAAUGGUUAUGCACCACUCACGCGCCAAACCGGUGUCUGGCCAGCGCCGCUACUUUAUCUCGACGGCCAUGAUGUUUGUCGAGUUGAUCAAGCUGGUCUUCAGUCUGGCAAUUGACUGCCACGCACAGAUAAAGGCACAAAAAGCAGCCGCGGCCGCAGCUGCAGCAUCAGCAGCCAACGGUGAUGAUUCAAAACAACGACCAGCGUUGCCCGCCAACCCCUAUGCGCCCGCCAACAUCGCGUCCAUUCUCUAUCAGUCGCUCUUCGCGUCUGGGUCAUGGAUGCUGAUUCUGCCGGCUGGGCUCUACGCGCUGCAGACGCAUCUCGUCUACGUGGCCGUCAGCAACAUGGAGACAGUGCCUUUCCAAGUGACCUACCAGCUCAAGAUCUUGACGACGGUGCUCUUCAGCAUUGUGAUGCUGCAGCGCGUCAUCACCCCAAAACAGUGGCUCGCCCUGGUGCUUCUCACGCUGGGCGUGGCGAUUGUGCAAGUGGCCGAAACAUCAGGCGGCCCGGGCGCAAAGACAAUGGCGUCUGCGUCUGCAUCUGCAUCUGCGCCGGCAUCCUCUUUUUCUCUCGCCAGCCUAAUGGGCUGGUUUGCCGGGGGCCGGACAAACAGCGCAAACCACACACGAGUCACGACAGCAUCACCGAAGCUAGCCCACCCAAUGAACACCACCAAGGGCUUCUUCGCCGCCAUUGUGGCGUCCUUCAUCUCGGGCUUCACGGGCGUUUACUUUGAAAAGCUCAUCAAGGAGUCGCGCGUGUCCGUGUCCCUGUGGACGCGGAACGCCCAGCUCUCCUUCUUCAGCCUCUUCCCAAUCCUGCUGCUGGGCGUCUGGUGCAAGGACGGCGCCGCCAUCGCGCAGCACGGAUUCUUCGUCGGCUACGGCCCGACGGUGUGGGCGACCAUUGCCCUGCAGGCGCUCGGCGGCAUUCUGGUGGCCAUUUGCAUCACCUACGCCGACAACGUGGCCAAGAACCUGGCGGCCAGCUUCAGCAUUGUGGUCAGCUACAUGGCCAACGCGGUGCUAUUUGGCGAGCCCAUGACGCUGCAGUCUACGCUCGGCGUUUCGACGGUGCUGUUCUCUCUGUACCUGUACCAGAGCCGCAGCAGCCGACCGCCACCAGAUUCUCCGCUCCUGCCGGUCGACCGAGACGGCCUUGUCGACCUGCGGUCCAAGGAAAUGCGCGAAAAGUAG